Molecule: messenger RNA, 2022 nt
Organism: Polyodon spathula (Mississippi paddlefish)
Lineage: Eukaryota; Metazoa; Chordata; Actinopteri; Acipenseriformes; Polyodontidae
Product: polynucleotide kinase 3'-phosphatase
Exons: 17
Coding region: 1-1857 (618 amino acids)
Biological process (GO): DNA repair
Cellular component (GO): nucleus
Molecular function (GO): polynucleotide 3'-phosphatase activity; double-stranded DNA binding; protein binding
Source: RefSeq, a predicted model, not a curated record
AUGAAAAACUGGAGAGGAAUGUUUAGGCACUAUAGAGGAGAGAACUCGUCUCCCCCACGAGGAGAGAGGCGAGUGAGGACGCAGUUGCGCAGUUCCAGCAAUGAGCUGCAGGAGGUGCUGCCGCUGCCGGACGGGCGAGCGGUCAUUGUAGGCCGGGGACCCGAGACGGGAGUGACAGACAAGAAAUGCUCUCGGAACCAGGUGAAGCUGGUGGCAAAUUAUGAAGAACGCAGCGUGACUGUGACUCAGCUGGGAGUGAACCCGAGCUCUGUGGGGUCCUCGGCUCUGGGCAGGGGCGUCUCGGGCUGCCUGGCUGAAAACGACACCCUUUUCCUGGUGAACGGGCUCCACCCCUUCACUGUGGGAUUUUCCUCCCCACCUCUCUCCCGGAAAAAAGAAGGGAACAGCGGCAGCGAGAGGGAGAGAGAGAGAGGGGGAAAUUUGAAGAGGAGAAGCAUUCAGGAUUUCUUUGGAGCCAAGCACCCAUCUGGUGGUGAAAAGGCAGUGAAAGGACACCCCAGCCCGGGCGAGAAGGACCCCCCAGCCAAGAGGCCGAAGCUCGAGGGGUCCUCGGAGGACAGUGAUGAAGAAUCCAUCAGGCAGAAGCUCGGACGGCUACAGCAGACUGCUUCAGAGUCUCUGAGGAGCGGUCAGGCGGCCGCGGGGACGCCCCGCGCCUCAGGACCGGGGUCCUCGGGCUGCCCCGGAGACUGCUGGGAAGAAACGGGCAAGCUGAUGCUGUUUACAGGGUCGGGGGUCGUGGGAAGGUCAAAGAUCGCAGGGUUCGAUAUUGAUGGGACCAUCGUCACCACGAAAUCAGGGAAGGUCUUUCCGACCGGACCGGAGGACUGGAGGAUUUUGUACCCAGAGAUUCCUCGUAAACUUAAAGAUCUUUUAAAAGAAGGAUACAAGCUCGUGUUUUUCACUAAUCAGAUGGGAAUCUCGAAAGGAAAACUGAAACCGGAGAUCUUCAAAUCCAAAGUCGAGGCGAUUCUGAAACUUUUACGGGUCCCGGUCCAGGUGUUCGUGGCGACGGGUUGGGGAAUCUUCCGGAAGCCUGUGUUGGGAAUGUGGGAAUACCUGCGUGAGAAGGCUAAUGAAGGCGUUGCUGUGGACGUCUCUCAGAGUUUCUAUAUUGGAGAUGCGGCCGGUCGUUCUGUUGGUUUCUCUCCUGGCAGAAGGAAGGAUUUCUCUUGUAGUGAUCGUCUCUUCGCUCUCAAUGCCGGACUCCGCUUCUUAACUCCAGAGGAAUACUUUCUGGGAUGUAAAAAAGCUCCCUUCACCAUGCCAGAGUUCAACCCGAGGAUCUUGGACCCGAACCCCCGCCUCUACGACCCCCCCACGGCCUCACUGACCUCAGAGGAACAGGAAGUGGUCGUUGCCGUGGGUUACCCUGCCUCUGGUAAAUCUACAUUCUUCCAGACUCACUUGGUUCCUGAGGGCUACGUCUAUAUCAACAGGGAUACUCUGGGCUCCUAUCAGAAGUGUGUCUCUGCUUGCACUCUUGCUCUGAGUGAGGGGAAAAGAGUCGCCAUCGACAACACAAACCCGGACCAGGAAUCACGAAGCAGGUAUCUCUCCUGCGCUCAGAAAGCUGGAGUUCCUUGUCGAUGUUUCCUCUUCACCGCUUCACUAGAGAGAGCAAAACACAACAACAGAUUUCGUCAGAUGCAGCCCUGUACAGAGACAGAGCCAGCGAAACAAUACAAACCUCUCUCCUCUCUCCUCUCUCUCAGGAAAAAGUUUGUCGCUCCCUCUCUCUCUGAAGGCUUCUCUGAAAUCCUUCAGAUUCACUUCGUGCCUCAUUUUGACAACAGCCAAUCACAGGCCCUCUACCAGCAGUUCUCCGAGGGCUGAUCCCGCCCACCAGCCAAUCGCAGCCCCAGGGAUUUCAGCCCUGGCCAAUGGGGAGAGAGAGAGAAGAGAAGAGACCAGAACAACAGCAUUGACUGAAACCAGAAUUCUCGUACCUUCUCACUUGACUGUGUUUCAUCAGCUUGAAUUAAAAACUAAUCAACAAUC